Molecule: messenger RNA, 2032 nt
Organism: Alligator mississippiensis (American alligator)
Lineage: Eukaryota; Metazoa; Chordata; Crocodylia; Alligatoridae
Product: acyl-CoA (8-3)-desaturase
Exons: 12
Coding region: 100-1455 (451 amino acids)
Biological process (GO): lipid metabolic process
Cellular component (GO): membrane
Molecular function (GO): oxidoreductase activity, acting on paired donors, with oxidation of a pair of donors resulting in the reduction of molecular oxygen to two molecules of water
Source: RefSeq, a predicted model, not a curated record
UCAGGUAAUGAGAGAACUGGUCCAGUUUGCAUCUGGGCAGUGUGACAGCAGAUCUGGGAACAGGACAUGUGAGUGUGAAGAGUGUAGCCAGCAGUGAAGAUGCCACCACAUUCUGGCCCCUCAAUAAUUAUAUCAGAGCCUAUUCCAGAUUUUCCCCAACUUUUUACUUGGGAUGAGAUUGCAGUCCGUACUGGCCGGGGCCAUGGGACCUCAGGGAAGGACCGGUGGCUGGUAAUUGACAGGAAAGUCUAUGAUAUCAGCAAGUUCUGCCUGGUGCACCCUGGAGGCAAGCGGGUAAUCAGCCAUUAUGCAGGGCAAGAUGCUACGGAUGCCUUUGUUGCUUUCCACAAUGAUAAGGCGCUGGUGAAAAAAUAUUUGAAACCACUGCUGAUCGGGGAGUUGGCACCAGAUCAACCUACCUCUGAGCCCGGUAAAAAUAAACUGCUGGUAGAGGACUUCCGUGAGCUGCGUGCCACUGUUGAGAGGAUGGGACUCCUGCAGCCUAAACACUUCUUUUUCUUCCUGAUUUUCCUGCACAUCCUGGUAUUGGAUGCUGCUUCCUGGCUCACUGUGUGGUACUUUGGUUCAUCCUUAGUGCCUUUCCUUGUUGGUUUAGCACUGUUCACUACUGCACAGAUCCAGGUGUCUUGGUUCCAACAUGAUUUGGGGCACUUUUCAGUCUUCAGGGAGACAAAAUGGAACCGUUUGCUUCAUAUAUUUCUAAUGGGUGUUGUGAAGGGAGCACCAGCCAGCUGGUGGAAUCACCUGCACAACCAACAUCAUGCCAAGCCCAACUGCUUCUGCAAGGACCCUGAUCUCAACAUGCAUCCUUUCUUUUUUUCCUUGGGCAAGACACUCUCUGUGGAGCUGGGAAAGAAAAAGAAGAAAUUCAUGCCUUACAACCAUCAGCACAAGUACUUCAGCUUUUUGGCUCCACUUGUACUAAUUCCCUUCUUCCAGCUCACUGUAAUCCACUUUACAAGCAAGCGGAAAAAGUGGCUUGAACUGUUCUUGAUUGUCACCUUUAACAUCCGAAUUUGCCUCAUGUACACACCUUUAAUGGGAUUUCAGAGUACUAUGGUAUACUACUGGUUGGCCAGGUACCUAGAGAGCCACUGGUUUGUCUGGGUUUCACAAAUGAACCACAUCCCAAUGAACAUCGCUUAUGAUAAAAAUGAUGACUGGGUAUCUACACAGCUCCAGGCAACAUGCAAUGUGGACCAAUCCUGGUUCAAUGACUGGUUCACUGGACACCUGAACUUCCAAAUCGAACACCACCUUUUCCCCACAAUGCCUCGACACAACUACUGGAAGGUGGCCCCCUUGGUAGAAUCCCUCUGUGCCAAGCAUGGCAUUGAGUACAAAUCCAAGUGUUUACUCACUGCCUUUGUAGACAUUUUACGCUCCCUGAAGGAUUAUGGGGAACUCUGGCUUGAGGCCUAUCUGCAUGGAUAAGAGCUACAGCUCUUCACAGGGAAUCAUUUUACUAUGUUGCUGCUACAAAGACCCUGAACAGACUGUUGGAGAGCAUAAUGGACUGAGAGAUAGAUGUGCCUUGAUUAAUGGGCUGGGGACUUGGAUAAGCCUAAUUUUAGUUUGACUAGAGGGUUUAAAUAUAUUUUGUCUUAUUCUGAAUGUGUUUCUCCAUUUGCUGCUUUUGAAGCUCUGGAACUGGAUGAACUUCUGGAACAUUUGGACUGAACCUGGACGAAAAGGCAUUUUAGGAAUGAGAAGAGCAGUCUCUCUCUGCUGAGAUGUUACUGUGAAUGUGGGAAUGAGAUCAGCUCAUCUCUUUCCUUAUGUGUAAUUUUUUGAAGAAACCUUCAGUCUUUCUGAUUUGAUAAGCAAUGGAAAUAGUGCAGGGGAAAGCUAACUGCAGAAAAUAAGGAGAAAAUAAGGUGGGGAGAAAGAUAUUUCAGGGGCUACAUUUAAUUGUUGAAAAAUAAACAUGGAAACAAAUGGAUGAUCUCUAUUUGAGGUGGCUAGAGAAGUGAAAUCACUGUGAGCAGAUAAAAAUCUGUUAUUUAAUCAC